AUGGCAAAAGUGAUUUUCACCCCAUGGAAGAGGCACUCGGACCUCCUCGCCGUGCGAAAACAGUUCUACCCUCCCCCGGAAUAUGAUGGGCCGGAUCUGCGCUCGCAGGCAUGCGCAACAGUAUCCGCGUGGAAACUCCGCGGCAACCUCCCACAUCCUGUUGAAGCAACAGCCCUCCUAACAGACGCAAUUCUGCACGACGAUGCGUCCAAGAACUCGCUCUAUUGCGAUUCGGGCGACGUACGCAGCGGCGUUUUGUCGCAGGCAGGAGCUUUUCUGGGGAGCGGCAAUGCCAUCAAUGAUGGGCGGAGUGGAGAUGGAGGCGCGGAUGGACCACCAAAAAAGAAGAGGAAAGUUCAGCGCGAGCUGGCAGGCGUUGCGGCGAGAGCUGUGGGGAUCUUGAAAGAGCAUCGGGGGGGAGAAGCCGGUGAACAAGGGACUGCCUCCAAGCCAGGCUGGGUUCUCGCGCGGAUUAUGCUGAGGGAAGGGUUCCUUGUGCCAUUGGAGCAACGACUCAACGACACUCAGUCACUAACCACGUCAAUAAGCAAAUGGGACCCGUUCCUGCAAAUGGUCGCAGAAGGAGAUUCCUCGUUUCUCGUCACAUUGGCAGAGGCAAUGGUUGAUGAACUCGCAUUCCCAGCGUCAAGUUUAAAAUCAGAUCCCAAAUCAGAUCCAACCCUCAAAGGCAUCUACACGUGGCUGGACCAUAUCCUGCACUCGCCGCAGUGGGAGUCGCACCGUCGGUUAAUCUCGCUUUCUUAUAUACGGGCUAUCUGUGAAAACAGUUCGAGCAGGAACCACUGGAUGACAACGCUGAAAGAAAGGAUUGUGCAGGUUGAAAACGGAAAGAAGAAAGGGAAGGGGAAAGGGAAGAGGGAAAGCAACGCGGGCGAUUUGCCUGUGGUUGCUCCCGCAGGCGAGGCAUCUACUGCAGGUGAUUCUUCUGGUUUGCUGAAUAUAAAUCAGGAGGAUAUAGAGACAUUAAGAAGGUUUGGGUGGGAACCGGCUGAGACGUCUGGGUGGGAUAGUCGGGCGUUGGGGGUGGUUGGUUAG
Messenger RNA from Aspergillus nidulans FGSC A4, 1056 nucleotides. RefSeq names its product rRNA-processing protein LAS1. Gene Ontology annotation, molecular function: endonuclease activity. The record is from RefSeq and is a predicted model, not a curated record. The coding region runs from base 1 to 1056 and encodes 351 amino acids. The transcript is spliced from 4 exons. NCBI's taxonomy places the organism in Eukaryota, Fungi, Ascomycota, Eurotiomycetes, Eurotiales, Aspergillaceae. Gene Ontology annotation, biological process: rRNA processing. Gene Ontology annotation, cellular component: Las1 complex.